Messenger RNA from Meira miltonrushii, 1068 nucleotides. RefSeq lists its product as uncharacterized. The transcript has a single exon. Lineage: Eukaryota; Fungi; Basidiomycota; Exobasidiomycetes; Exobasidiales; Brachybasidiaceae. The coding region runs from base 304 to 957 and encodes 217 amino acids. The record is from RefSeq and is a predicted model, not a curated record.
GCGGAUAUAAAGUACAUGCAAAAAGAAGUUGUCACAAUUCUCGCAUCAUUCUGUACCGGUUGAACCGGAUCAGACAUGGCCAUUAACUUAUCAUUUUCUUGGCUAAUUAUGCGAUGCCAUUCGUAACGCCCAUUGCGUACCUGAUCGCUCCUCUAUCGGGGUUCUCUGAAUGCACUGUAAUAGCACGUUCGCAUGCUGUGUACCUUGGCGUAAAGAUGCUGAUGAAAUAAAAGUUAUAAUAAUUAUGUAUUUGUGAAUCCCUCUUUCCCACUCUUCCCUCAUUCAGGCUGGUCCUGCAAAUGGAUGAUGGUCAGCAUGAUUAUCUGGCAACGAUCACUCUUGACGUUCUUUUUAUCAGCUCUUAUCGGGUACAUUGAUUGUACGCCAUUACCAUCAAUUAUCGAAAGUGGUAAAGAUACAAAGGUCAUAUCUGGUUUAGAUGAAUUACAACAACUCCGUACCUCAAUCGAACGAAUGCGUUUACAAGCCCAAGGCUUCGAAUCUUCUUUACACACAAUGAAACCAUAUCAAAUGGUAAGAUUGACAAGUGCUCAAUUGCAACAUGGUUCGCAAAAUGAUUUAAUCGCUCUUCAACAUGCUCUUUUGACUUAUGCCCAUUCGACUUGUCUUCGUCCUGAUAUUGCUUCAGCUUGCCUGCGUUAUGAUGGUUUUCCAACUUAUGCACAUGAACAAGCAUACAAGUCAAUCACCCUCCUCUAUCUUUUGCGUUCGCUACCCUUAGCCGAAGCUGAUGGGUUUGUGGAAGGAUUUUUGGAAACCGCAACCGAGUCGGAUAUUGCAGCACUCAAACGUGUCUUGACAUUUUCCAGAAAUUCGAGAAUUCAUCAAAUCUUUGGUGACAAAUUACAGGGAAACAGUGGCAUCAUUGGUCGUCAUAUGAAACGUGAUAAUAGUGGAAUGCAUAUCCAUCUUCACGGGGUCUAUCCACCUGAUUAAAAAAAGAAGCGCAAUCUUGAUUAGCAGGCGUCCGUUGAAUUAGUCUAGCGAAAGUUCAUCACACCUUAACCUCAAUGUACCUUUAAGAAAAGAUCAACUGAAGAUGAGGAU